ACUGCAACCGAGUGAUACGCGGGAGGCAGUGUUUAUCAUCCAGCGUGAUCUGAGAGUACAUGUACACAAACUCUUACGUUAAAUACUGGAUCUGUGUUAUACCGCCUACAGGAACACGAUAUCACUACGCCGCCAGCGCUUACGGACUGGACUUCAUAAUUCCCGAUAUUAUCGGAGCGUGAACAUGUUCUGGCAGAGUAUUAAUUACAUUCGAUUUUAAUUGACCUAGAUUUUUUAUAGAGGAUUUGAUGGGCGAUACUUCAGAAAAAAAAAUGAUGAAUUUUAAAACCUAUUGUCAACAUACAUUUGAUCAAUAUAGAAGAUGAUAUCAAUAUCAUACAGAUCGUCUGUAGUAUGGAAUUAUAAUAGCUUGUCAGGAAAUUGAUCAAAAUCAUUCAGAGCUCAGAAAUGAUAUACUGAGGAAUAAUACUAUGCCAACUGUUAAUAGGAACUAUUGCAAGAAACCAAGUUGUGUGAAGGGACGGUUAAAACUAUCAUUAUAAACACGAGAAAUUCCAUAACUUGCCACGAAGGAUAUUGUUUCGAGGAGACAGCGCGGAUAAACUGGACUCUCACUGUGAAAGUUUGUGACACUUAUUAUUUCUAAAUGGAUAUCAUCUGGAAUAAAUGACAAGAUGACAUGGUGUUGCCACGGUUCGUUUCGAUGCGGUUUAGACUAUCAAUGAUAAAACCGCUAUAGGCGCAGAGCCCUCGUGGAACUGAACUGCGGGAUACAGUCAAAGAUAUAAAUUCUUAUGCGUUCUAUAUGUAUAUUGGUUGCUGAGUUUCCCGACAACGGGUUCGGAUUCUAACAUCAAGUUAAUAUGGUUUAUGUAACGAAGAUAAGAGUAACAUCUCAGAAUCGAGAAACAGGAGAGUUCCUUUUAUCCUGAUAGUGCCGUAGCGUGUACGACUUCGGAUUAGCACUGAAACGAACAAGGGAAGUCAAUUUCAGGAUAUAAGAUUACUUCGGACAUUGGUCAAGAGAUAGUUCGGCCAAAAUGACCAGCGCCUGGGUUUUAUCCAACAGGGAAUGGUGAUAGCUGUAAUAGGCCGCUAUCAUAUUGGAUUUUUCUGUGGUGACCGGUGAUAAUUUGGAGAUUGGCGAUUCAAUUCGGACCUAUCAAUUUGAGCAUUCGGCUGCAUUGACCGGCAACUGGACAAUGUCCACUCGAGAAUUGUGAUUGCUCCGAUAGCGAUAUUGGAUUUUUCUAUAUGCAUAGGCAAGCUAAUAAUUUCACGUAGUCUGUAAGAAUCGGUAUACAGCUCUGCUCUGCCUAGAAUGGUUUACAUAAAACGCUAAACAUACAGAGCGAAUUGGAGCAAUUCAAUCAAUUUGGAGAAUAGCUCGCGUUCCAUAUGUUAUGAAAUAAGGCAGUUUUCAUUCGUUAUUAAAUGUCUUGUUUUGUGAUACCAGAUUCCACUAAAUUAUUUUGUUAAUAAUUGUGAUUUCAACAAGAACGGAGCGAAAUACAAGCGUUUAUGUGCGAGUGCGCGUUUUUCAAAUAAUUGUGACGUUUUAUUUGAUUUCAAACCGUAAAUCCAAAAUCAAGGAUUUUUUUUUUUAACUCUGACAUGUUACAAGUUAACAGCAAUAAACGGCCGGAAAAUUAACUAAAACUGACAUUACAAAGCUAUAAAUAUCGGCGUUUGUUUGGGAAACCGACAGUUGUUUAAGUGUUUAUCUUGGAAUUCCAGAAAUAACUGGUUGUAUCUUUGUUCUAAGCGAGUAAAUAAAGUCUCUGUUGAAGUUGACAACCCAAUGUGUAAAUGCCGAACUGUUUGCUUGGAGUAACAAUUGGUUAAUGCAGUAUUUGGAUGCGGUAUGCGGUGUUCGGUUCCAAUUACUUGCGCUUACUUAACACGCCCGAUUACACCAAUUUUACGCUCCAAUGAGCCUAACGGAAACACUUUCACGAUAACUGAUCGGCUUGACUAGCUGCAGUAUUGGACAUUGGUCAAGAUUUUGAUGGUCAGUACGAUUGGCCGAUUGUGAUUGGUGGAUUACGAUUUGGAUUUUCUUAGUCUAUAUAUAGACGGGAAACUAUUCUCAGGAGACAUAUAGAGUUUGGGUUGUCCGUUUGUCUUAGUAGCCGAUUUAAUUGGAGUUCAAGUGUACAAGUUGUUGUUUACUUAAAUCCGAACGGAACCUUAAUCACAUUAAUUCGAGAUUGCAUUCGUCAGUACCAUAUUGCCAAGUAAUACUUAAUUGACAAACAAAAACAGAAUAGAUCUUAAACUUAUUUGCAAUGAGAUACAACAACGGAUAAAAAAUGCAGAGAUCCCUUGCCGGUGUUGUCAUGGCAACGAGUGUGACGGUAAAAACAGACCACUGAAGAUUUGAGUCUGGAGUAAACUAAAUGUGCGUUUUUUUCUUUCUGUGCUUGUGAAAAUAGAAAUGCUGAACAAUGAUAUCUUUCGUAUUCUACAUAUGGAUCUUGAUAACGGCACUUGUCGCCGCUUCUUGUGCUUUCAGCCUGCUUCAGCCAUUUUGGAUUUUACAUCCGGACGGAAUCCAUUCCUUCGGAGUUUAUAUAUACUGUAAAGGAAGCGAGCUCGGUGAUGCGGGCAGUCUACUAACGACCCGGAUGUGUUCUUUUUACGGUGGUCAACUUAGUGUGGUCAACAUUCCUUCAGGAGCGUGGCAGGCGACAUUUUUACUAUUUUCAACCGGAUGUGCCAUUUUGCUCGCCAGUCUCGUUCUGGGUUUGGCGGGAAUGUUCAUGGCGACUCGAUGGCUUCGGAGGCUGUCAUGUGCUAUGACGUACAUCCAGACAUCCGCAGUUCUCAUCUUGACGUCAGCAUUGAUUGCGUACCCCUUAGGAAUGACGUCACCCUUCUUUCGCUAUUACUGCGGACCUACAGCGGAAGUGUACAAUGCGGGACAGUGCAGCAUGGGUUGGAGCUAUAUGCUGGCCAUAAUGGGGACAGCGUUAUCCAUCUUUUGUCCAAUUUUAUGGAAUUUGCGUGAUUUUAAAUCAGAACAUGAUGAUUAUCCAUUUAAUUUAUGAUAAUUAUUUUCUCGCGUUUUUUUUCCAUAUGAAUCAAUUUUCAAUAUUUUCUUAUUUAUUUAUAUAAAUGCAUUAUUUGUUGAUCCUUUGGAGGAUAUUUUGAAAACUACUGUUUGUUUAAACAUUGGAUCAGAUGUUUUACAUAAAAAUCUAGUGUGAAUGUAUUUCUAUUUGUUUGAUU
Molecule: messenger RNA, 3192 nt
Organism: Mizuhopecten yessoensis (Yesso scallop)
Lineage: Eukaryota; Metazoa; Mollusca; Bivalvia; Pectinida; Pectinidae
Product: transmembrane protein 211-like
Exons: 2
Coding region: 2409-3011 (200 amino acids)
Cellular component (GO): membrane
Source: RefSeq, a predicted model, not a curated record